Aaosphaeria arxii CBS 175.79 is the source of this 846-nucleotide messenger RNA. RefSeq lists its product as uncharacterized. The record is from RefSeq and is a predicted model, not a curated record. The transcript has 4 exons. Bases 1 to 846 code for a protein of 281 amino acids. NCBI's taxonomy places the organism in Eukaryota, Fungi, Ascomycota, Dothideomycetes, Pleosporales.
AUGCCUUCCCAAGGAGAGAACAUCCAAUACCUCUACCAGGUCCUUACCGAAGGCGGCAAUCCCACCAUCGACUUUGCUAAAGUCGGAGAAGUACUCGAUCUGAAGAUAGGAGCCGUCACCAAGCGCUGGUCUCGCCUCAAGCAGGCCAUGAAAGCUGGCACAGUUCCGAACGACUCGGCCUACCCGUUCCUCUGGCUCUGCGUCAAGCACAGCACUCACCAGACUCUGAACUGGGAGGCAAUCGCUAAGGCAUGCAACCUCACUGUGGGCGCGGCCUCCAAGCGAUACUCCCGCAUGAAGAUCGCCUUCGAGAAGGGCGAGGCCAUGCCUGAGACUCCCAAGAAGGAACCGAAGGCAGCUGGAGGCGCCGGUACCAAGCGCAAGCGUGCCUCUACUUCUCCCAAGGCCAAGGUCGUCAAAGAAGAGGCUGCUUCUGAGCAUGGUGAGAAUGAUGGUGAGGACCAGGCACCAGCACCAAAGCCAAAGGCUGCGAAGGCCAAGGCCAAGGUCGAGAAGUCUGAGACAGUGCCCAAGCCCAAGCGUGCUCGUACAGUCAAGAAGACCAAGAAAUCCGAGGUGAACGUCAAGACCGAAGACGAUUCCGACCACGAGAAGGAAGUCGACAAGAGUGUGGCCGAUGCGUCCACCAAUGCCGAGCUCAUGGCUGAACUAGAGGCCGUUGUGAAUGCUGCGGGUGGAGAUGUUGGAGAUGUCGACGAGGUGUUCUUCGACGCUGAAGAGUCAAGUCUUCUUAGCGGUACCGAGGAUGAGACCAUUGCUGCUUCUCAGACCCGCGUCAGAGAUUGGUUGCAAAGCUGCGAUCUCGCGAGAGAGACCGACAUCUGA